GACGCGGCAAAAUUUUUUUUUUUUUUUUUUUUUUUUUUUGUGGGGGGGGGGGUGGCUAGGGAAAAAAAAAAAUACAGAUCAGUCUUACACGCUUCACAUACUUCAAAUUAAGGCUGAAAAUGCAAAGUUAUACAAAAUCCUGGGCUCUCGUGGCCAGGUCGGUGAGCGCUCGCGCGCCGGGUAGGAGCCUGUGCAGCAGAAGCCGCACGUUGGGCAAACCUGGGGCGGAACUCGCCGGGAAUAAACCAGUUCUUGUGGCUGUCCGGGGUUUGAGGGGCUCUGCAGUUUUCUCCUCGAGGAAAAUCGAGAGAAUUAUGCCACGACACGAUGAUUUCUCAGAAAGACAUAUAGGACCAGGUGACAAAGAGAAGCAGGAGAUGCUGGACACACUGGGUGUUGGGACGAUCGACGAGCUGAUUGAAAAGACGAUCCCAUCCACUAUUCGUUUGCAGAGAAGUUUAAAAAUGGAUGACCCUGUUUGUGAGAAUGAAAUUCUGGAGUCCUUGCAAAAGAUUGCAAGCAAGAACAAGAUAUGGAGGUCCUUCAUUGGAAUGGGCUAUUACAACUGCUCUGUACCACCUGCCAUACAGAGGAACCUGUUGGAGAACUCUGGGUGGGUGACCCAGUACACCCCCUACCAGCCUGAGGUGGCUCAAGGGCGUCUGGAGAGCCUGCUCAACUACCAGACCAUGGUGUGUGAUCUCACAGGCAUGGCAGUGGCCAAUGCCUCGCUACUGGAUGAAGGCACAGCAGCCGCAGAGGCCAUGCAACUGUGCCACAGGCAGAACAAGAGAAGGACGUUUUACAUUGACCCACGGUGUCACCCCCAGACUAUUGCUGUGGUCCAGACGAGGGCCAACUACAUUGGUGUGAAGGCUGUGCUGAAGCUACCUCAUGAGAUGGACUUCAGCGGGAAGGAUGUCAGCGGCGUGCUGUUCCAGUACCCGGACACCGAAGGCCGAGUGGAGGACUUCACGGGGCUGGUGGAUCGUGCCCACAAAGCUGGGGCACUAGCCUGCUGUGCCACUGACUUGUUGGCCUUGUGCAUCUUGCACCCACCAGGCGAGUUCGGGGUGGACAUUGCUCUGGGGAGCUCCCAGAGAUUUGGGGUACCCCUUUGCUAUGGGGGGCCACAUGCAGCCUUCUUCUCAGUCAAAGAAAAUCUGGUGCGCAUGAUGCCCGGGAGGAUGGUUGGAGUCACUCGAGAUGCUGCUGGAAAGGAGGUGUACCGCCUGGCACUGCAAACUAGAGAGCAGCACAUCCGUAGGGACAAGGCCACCAGCAACAUCUGUACUGCUCAGGCUCUUCUGGCAAACAUGGCUGCUAUGUUUGCUGUCUACCAUGGACCGCAAGGCCUCAGGCACAUUGCUGAGAGGACACACAAUGCCACUCUUAUUCUGGCUGAGGGGUUGAGACGAGCAGGCCACAAGCUCCAGCAUGAGAUGUUCUUUGACACCCUGAAGAUCCACUGCAGUGUGGCAGCCAAGGACAUCCUGGAGAGGGCUGCUCAAAGGCAGAUCAACCUGCGGGUCUACAGUGAAGGAGUGCUUGGUGUUUCUCUGGAUGAAACAGUGACUGAGAGAGACCUGGAUGAUCUGCUCUGGGUGUUCGGAUGUGAAUCCUCAGCCGAGCUGAUUGCAGAGAAAAUGAGUAACAGGACCAAAGGCAUUCUGGCAACACCAUUCAAAAGGACCAGCAAAUUCCUCACUCACCCAUUGUUCAAUAGUUAUCAUUCUGAGACCAACCUCAUCCGUUAUAUGAAGCGCCUGGAGAACAAAGACCUUUCCCUGGUACAUAGCAUGAUCCCCUUGGGCUCCUGCACAAUGAAAUUGAACAGUUCUUCUGAGCUCAUGCCGAUUACAUGGAAGGAGUUUGCAAAUAUCCACCCCUUUGUGCCACUGGCCCAAGCUGAGGGCUACCAGCAGCUCUUCUGGCAGCUGGAGAGGGACUUAUGUGAGCUCACUGGAUACGACAAGAUCUCCUUCCAGCCCAACAGUGGUGCUCAGGGGGAGUAUGCUGGUCUGGCUGCCAUCAAAGCUUAUCUCAACUCCAAAGGAGAGACUCACAGAUUGGUAUGUUUGAUUCCCAAGUCAGCCCAUGGCACAAAUCCUGCCAGCGCCCAGAUGGCAGGGAUGAAGGUCCAGGUAGUGGAGGUGGAUCGAGAUGGGAACAUUGAUAUUGCACAUCUGAAGGCUAUGGUGGAUAAGCACAAGACCAACCUGGCUGCCAUAAUGAUUACAUACCCUUCCACCAAUGGAGUGUUUGAGGAGAACAUCAGUGAGGUGUGUGAGCUCAUCCACCAGCAUGGAGGUCAGGUGUACCUAGAUGGGGCCAACAUGAACGCACAGGUAGGCUUGUGUCGUCCUGGUGAUUAUGGAUCUGAUGUCUCCCAUCUAAAUCUCCACAAAACCUUCUGCAUUCCACAUGGAGGUGGAGGCCCAGGAAUGGGUCCAAUUGGAGUAAAGCAGCACUUGGCCCCGUUUCUGCCCAGCCACCCAGUGGUGACUCUGAAGUCUGAUAACACACUCAGUUCUUUGGGUACCAUCAGUGCUGCCCCUUGGGGCUCCAGUGCCAUUCUACCCAUCUCAUGGGCAUACAUCAAGAUGAUGGGUGCAAAGGGCCUGAAGCAUGCCACAGAAGUGGCCAUCCUCAAUGCCAACUACAUGGCUAAGCGGCUGGAGAAGCACUACAAGAUCCUCUACAGGGGUGUGAGAGGGUUUGUGGCUCACGAGUUUAUCCUGGAUGUGAGGCCAUUUAAAAAGACUGCAAACAUCGAGGCUGUGGAUGUUGCAAAGAGGCUGCAGGACUAUGGGUUCCAUGCCCCCACCAUGUCAUGGCCUGUGGCUGGGACCCUGAUGAUUGAACCCACAGAGUCUGAGGACAAGGCAGAGAUGGAUCGCUUCUGUGAUGCCCUUGUGGGCAUCAGACACGAGAUCGCUGAAAUUGAGGAGGGCAGGAUGGACUCGCGCAUAAACCCCCUGAAGAUGGCUCCCCACUCCCUGGCCUGCAUCUCCUCGUCCACAUGGGACCGACCAUAUACACGAGAGAGUGCCGCCUUCCCCAUGCCAUUUGUGAAACCAGAGACCAAAUUCUGGCCGUCCAUCUCCAGAAUCGAUGACAUUUAUGGCGACCAGCACCUGGUGUGCACCUGCCCACCCAUGGACAUUUAUGAGUCGCCUUUCGAACAGGAAAGGGCCUCGUCUUGACAGCAGGGCCACUGAUUGCACCAGUCAUCUCACAGUGCAUUCAAAUCAACACUGUAUAUUUGUUUUGUCUCCCACUUGGUGCACUGCAAGUGCCUAAGAUCAUCACUUUCAGAUUUAAAAAUAACUUUUGCAUUUUAACUUCUGGUCUCUGUACUAGAAUCAUCAGUUACACAUGGACUGAUUGACUUACUUUGUAUGUAUAGAUUUUUUUUUUUUUUUGUUCUUGAAAAGUGUGGUUCCCUUAACCUUCAUCUGUUUCACCAAAACAUCAAUGAUGGUUCUUUGAAAUAGUCACAGGGGUAAUCUUUUCUAAUUAACUUUAAGCAAUUGAUUAUAAAAGAAUAAAAUGUUUUGAAAAUACUGACUUUCUACUACAGUGGGGUUAACACUGAGGUGGGUCUUUUGGCAGACAGAUCAAAUCCUAAAUUAUUGAGAACAGGCCCAUGGAUUCACUGUACGAUAUGGAGAUGAACUGAACACCUCCCUCCAGCAUCAGCACUUAACCUCAGUUUUGACUUUACCCUUAUUUGCUAUUGCUAUGGAAACCACUUUGUAAGAACAGACAUCCUCUUUAAGUACAGGCUGUGGUUUCUCCAGAAAACCAUUAUGGGAGUCUGUGGAGCUGUUAGGAGCAUAAGUGGAAAGAUUCAAAUGCAAGCCUUGAAUGACCAGUUCCUCUACCCUGUAGCCAAAUUUCGUAAGACAUAUGCAAUGACCCCCCCCCAAUUGCCCCAUGAAGUGUAUUAACUGGAGCACAACACUGGUGUGAGAGCCGCUAGAGCAUUUUCAGGGCAAAAGCUGUAAAGUAUCAGGAAUGUUUGUCACAGCUUUAAAGACAACCGCUACGCUUCCUGUGUUGUCUGGGAGGUGUGGUAAAUCUCAGCUCAGGUUAAACUCAGAGGUAAGGUGGACUUAAACUGGAAUGGGGCACAAAUGCAAUAUACGGUGCAGAUCACAAAACUCAUAUCAGUUUUCCAGUCUCAGCACUUCACUGAUUUAUACCACAUGCUCCUGUUGCAGAACAGGGUUUGAGGUCUAUGGUUCCUGUUCAGCUGAGGAGAUGUGUGACACGUGUUGCUUAUCUCAAGUCUUCCAUUCUGAUUUGAAGGGGUAUGCAGCGCACAGCUGAGUCAAACUGCCUGUACCAGACCCCCUUCCCAGAAACGAGAGACAGGAAUGCCCUUUCUUUUGGUCUUCCUUGUGCUACUGCUCAAAGGUUGCAGAUUUGAAUCGUAUCUCUAGCUGUUGCACCCCUGAGCAAG
Molecule: messenger RNA, 4468 nt
Organism: Scleropages formosus (Asian bonytongue)
Lineage: Eukaryota; Metazoa; Chordata; Actinopteri; Osteoglossiformes; Osteoglossidae
Gene: gldc
Product: glycine dehydrogenase (decarboxylating)
Exons: 25
Coding region: 120-3206 (1028 amino acids)
Biological process (GO): glycine decarboxylation via glycine cleavage system
Cellular component (GO): mitochondrion; glycine cleavage complex
Molecular function (GO): pyridoxal phosphate binding; glycine dehydrogenase (decarboxylating) activity; lyase activity
Source: RefSeq, a predicted model, not a curated record